AUGGGGAUCGUGCGGUCCAUGCUAUUGUAUGGUUCGCCGGUGUGGGCGGGCGACCUGAGGGUCAGCCGGCUCAGCAAGAAGGUGCUGCGCCGGCUACAGCGCAGGCUGGCCAUCCGGGUCGUCCGCAGGUACCGCACGCUCUCCCACGAGGCGGCGUCUGCCCUGGCGGGUAUCCUGCCCUUUGGUCUCCAGGCGGAGGCGGACGCGACAGUUUAUCAGGCGGUCGGGGCGGUGCUGGCCAGCUGGGAUAGCUGGCUGGACCGUGGCCAUGGUAGGCACACCUACCGACUGACGCAGGUGCUCACCGGACACGGGUGUUUCGGGGAGUACCUGUGUCGCAUAGGUCGGGAAGCGACGGCGCGCUGCCAUCACUGCGACGCGGAGCGGGACACGGCGCAACACACCCUCGAGGAAUGGGAAUUGGACCAGGAGGAGGCUUUCUUCUACCGGACGCGGCCGCCGAAGCCGCCUUCUUGGUCGAGCGAGCCCCUUCCGUUCACGGAGGAGCUGGCGGAGAGGGCGCGUCACCAGCCUUACGCGGCCCUCGGGGCGGAGACCCUCGAGGAGUCGACGGCGGUGGAGCGUGUUGCCGGCGCUUCCUCCGGCCUCAAGGCCUCCUUGCAGAGGUGCCUGCUGUAA
Messenger RNA from Orussus abietinus, 639 nucleotides. RefSeq lists its product as uncharacterized. Lineage: Eukaryota; Metazoa; Arthropoda; Insecta; Hymenoptera; Orussidae. The record is from RefSeq and is a predicted model, not a curated record. The transcript has 3 exons. Bases 1 to 639 code for a protein of 212 amino acids.